GGAGCCUAUUUCAUUCACAGCCACAUUCUGGAUUACUACGAUAUCUGCAGAGAAGCUCCUUCUUCGGAGUCUUCGGACGAAAACGCAGAGGAGGAGUGCGCCCCCCACCCGCUUUUUUUGACAAAAAAAACAAUGAAAAUGCCAGCGGAAGAAAUCAUCAAGGAGGGAGACCUGGAGAAGAGGAGCGACAGCUUCCUCCAGUUCUGGAAGAAAAAGACGUGCGUCCUGACCAAGGACAGCCUCAAUAUGUACGCGGACGUAAAGCGCUCCAAGGUCAAAGAACUCAAGCUGCAGUCCAUAAAGAAGGUGGACUGUGUGGAGCGCACCGAAAAGUUCAUGUAUUUCACCAUCGUUACCAAAGAUGACAAAGAGAUCGACUUCCGGUACUCCGCGGAGCAGACCUGCUGGCACGCGGAGAUCACCCUGGCCCUGAUUAAUUACCAGAACAGAGAAGCCGUCCAGGACUUCAAGACACGGCAGGACAACGAGAGCGCAUCGCCCGGACAGGAGAGGCGCAUGGCCAGGGCGCCUUGAACCGCUCCAAGGCGCAGGAUCGGAACUGCUCCAAAUAUGAGUCUACAUGGACCAUUGAGAAAAAUGGGAAAACGGAUCAACGGAAGCCUUGAUCAUCCGGUCCAGAGAUGAAGGACUGUUCGGGACUGAGCUCCCUCAGAGACGGGACAGCUGAUCCAAAUCGACACACGAACUUUUAGAAGCUCAAAGUGGACUGAACUGUCAGAACUAUUUCAUGUUUACUCUUCAUAGAGAAAUGGUGCCUGAAAUCAUGUUAAUUUAUUUUUGUUUCCAGAAUCUAUGGUGUUACUGGUAAACUGCUUGUGUUUAAAUUAUUUUCUGCUUAAAUGUGUUUAUUUAAAUAAAUAUCUAUUUGCUUUUGCCAUAACUCCA
Xiphophorus couchianus (Monterrey platyfish) is the source of this 906-nucleotide messenger RNA. RefSeq names its product pleckstrin homology-like domain, family A, member 2 (gene phlda2). The transcript has 2 exons. Gene Ontology annotation, molecular function: phosphatidylinositol phosphate binding. Gene Ontology annotation, biological process: positive regulation of apoptotic process. The record is from RefSeq and is a predicted model, not a curated record. The coding region runs from base 133 to 534 and encodes 133 amino acids. Lineage: Eukaryota; Metazoa; Chordata; Actinopteri; Cyprinodontiformes; Poeciliidae.